GCGGCAACCUACUGUGUAGUCCUUCAUCAUCUUGACGGCUCGUAAACAGCAGCAUCACCAAGCUGCAUCCGACAGAGCCUUUCACCACACGACCUGCCGUUGUGCCAAACUCAAAUCCCAGGCUACGCUUUAAAAAAGAGGUCAUAGUCGUCCCUUCGAGACCCCGUCCCCUCCAAGCCAAUCGACCCGAGAGAGCUCGCCGCUCUAGAUAUUCGGACUCGAAUCUUCUUCCUCCACCCUCGACGACAACCAUCUCCAACAAAACCACUACUUGCCGUCGCUUAAACGAUCACCAUGGGCGGCGAUGUUCCCUCAACGUUCGGGAGUACCAGCAGCAGUAGCAGCAGCAGCAGCAGCAGCAGUAAUGGUCAAACAGACAAGCAAGUAGAGCGCUUGCCGAUGCCCUCCAGGAACCCUCUGCCUCUCUCGGCGUCACAGGAGGCCCAAGUCCGAGAUAUCUUUUACGCCAGGGUCAGAAGGCAAUGUACUGAGGAAAUCAAAGCCUUCGCCGAAUGCGCCCUAGGCCGCACCUUCUCCGUCCCCUUCGCCUGCCGCGCACCCCACCGGGUCAUGAACAACUGCAUGAAGUUGCACGCCACGCCCGCCGAGCAGGACGCCGCGCGCGAGGAGUGGUUUGCUUUACGUAUGGAGCGCGCCAAGGAGCGCGAGCGCAAAGCCAGGCGCAAGGCCGAGCAAGAGGCCUUUUUGCGCGAGUGGUGGGGUUUGCCCGAGAAGGACCGUGAGGAGGCGCGCAGGGAACUCGAGAAAUUAAACCAGAAGGAGAGAGUGGGUGGGUAUGUGGGGAACAAUCGCCUGAGAGAUGCUAAUGAGGCGGCGGCGAAGAAGAGCAAGUUAUUGGAGCAGGCGAGGCUGGAGAGGGAUGGGAUUGAUCGGGAUUUGCAUACGUGAGGCGGCUUUCGUUGGGGGAGAACAGACGGGGGGAGGGAAGGGAAAGAGCAAGAAAGAGAAAAAGAGAGGGGGAGAGGGAGGGAAGGGGUUCCGAUGAGGACAGCGAGAUGGAAAGUCUUACGGGGGAAGAAGCGAAGCGCGGGGGAAAGACAAUCUUGCGCCCUUGACUACGACUCGCCAGAACAAUAAGAAAGACAAACUUGAGGUGCGGUGGUCCGGGGUUGGAUUGGGUGCCGCAAGGCUCUGAGGCUGUUGCGCCGAGUUUUACUUCCGGUCAAGAUUCGAAUUCCGCCUUUCGAACGCCAAUCACUCUCGACCCUUUCUGACAGUUCCGCGGGUUUUGUUUGAUGGAAACUCUACGAGGCUAGCCUCGUAGCUGUGCUGUUGAAGAGGAAGGUGCAUGUGGGACUCUACUCUGUACGCUUCGGGACAAGGGCAGUCAGGGGUUUGUUUACUUGACCAGCGGACAAGGAGUGGCUAGCCGAAACCACGGUUGAUUUGCAAUGGCGUUAUGUUUUCAUAAAUCGGGGUUGGUUCAGGAAAUGGGACGGCAGACGAGGGAGAGGGUGGACUGCGCACAUCUACUAAGCAUCUGUAUAGUAUCAAAAAGGAGCCCGAGGGGGAUAUAGGGAAGUCUUGUAAGAAUAGAGCCAAUCGAACAAAUCUCUUUAUUAACAUAAGGUAGGUACAAUUAGGUUUUUUCUCUCCCUUGUAUUUCUUUUUCCAAACACGCUUCUCUUUUCCUUCUGUCCCCCGUAUGAACAAACUUACUUCCGUUU
Molecule: messenger RNA, 1688 nt
Organism: Neurospora crassa OR74A
Lineage: Eukaryota; Fungi; Ascomycota; Sordariomycetes; Sordariales; Sordariaceae
Exons: 2
Coding region: 295-909 (204 amino acids)
Cellular component (GO): mitochondrion
Source: RefSeq, a predicted model, not a curated record